Ciona intestinalis (vase tunicate) is the source of this 4100-nucleotide messenger RNA. The record is from RefSeq and is a predicted model, not a curated record. Lineage: Eukaryota; Metazoa; Chordata; Ascidiacea; Phlebobranchia; Cionidae.
CGCACAAUCAGCAUUAUCUAAUAAUUGUUAGCACUUUGGUAUUCUAUUCUAUGCGGGUGAGGUCCUUGUUGAAGACCUGGGAUUUAAGCCAGAUUUGGCCCAAUAGCACUUUGGUAAUUUUUCCCAAUAUUUUUACUUCUAUGUUGCAGAAGGUAUAAACAAAUCAAGGGCAAAUAGUGAUUUAUAAGAGUUACAGUUCUAAUACCGUAUUGGGUAAAAUCACUGUACUAAAUUUUUUCCUAGAAAAUGGUCUGCAAUAAAAUGGAUACGUAUGCCAAAUAUAUGUUUUGUUUGUUUUUACUACUUUCUCAUAUGUACUAGUAAUAAUUUUGGUAUAGAUUUAUUUUCGUAAUCUUUUAUUGCACAAAGUUCCAUGUUAUACAAAUUAUUAGGUAAUUUCAUUCUUAAAUUUAAAUAUACUUAUUCGCCUUUUAUUACAAUUCAUACUAUAUGUCCAGCAAUUUUUUUUUUUUUUUCGAAGAACUUAUCUCCUGGCAUAAAAAUGAAAAAUGACUUUAAUAAAAACAAUGUAUUUUCUGCCAUUUGGUUAGACAGGGUUAGGUUUUUGAUUUGCCGAAAGAUUAGUUUUCGAACAAUAUUGAAUUAUAUGCGAUAUAGUUUAAUAGUAACAUCAGAAAAAUAUAUAUUUUAAUGUUCUUUUAUGCGAUUGCGACCUUAUUUAACCAUUUUCUCCAAUAUUAGACGUUAGAGUUUAAAUCAAUGUAGGAAUGAAUUAUCACCCUACUGCAUAUAAAAAGAUGCAACCUGGACAUUCAAUUAUUCAGAAAAUCUACAGUUUAAGUCCAAACACAGCGUCAUGUAGCAGACGUGCCUGCUUUGUUGGAAUCUGUGUCUGUUUAAUUUUUUAUUACCUGGCCCCGUAUUUCUUUAGACAAGUAUUCAGUGGGUUUUCAUACAAGAGUGCGGUACAUUUAUGCACAACAAGACAUUUGGCGCCGCAUUAUUUGUCAGCGAUUGAGUUCGACGCGAGUAUUAACCAUCUUCCUAUCAACGAGAAAGAUGGGGAAGUUCCACAACUUCCAUUUGUUGGGAAUGGAAAGCUGGCGUCACUCGUAAAAUACGAGCAAGAAGAUUCCGGGUUAUAUCUUUUCUAUGACACGUUGUUUACUAACGAAAAUAAGAAAGAAGAGAAAGAACAUAAAUUAUUAAGAUUGCCAUAUGAUCCAUUAUUACGACCAGAACAUGUAACUGGGUCCCACCAUAAAGAAGAAGUAUCUGUGGUAAACUUCAGGAAUGGAAUCGUUGAACAUCUAUCAUGCUAUUCAUCCUCACAUGGACCCCUGUUUCUCAACCACACAGUUAUUGCCCACAGAUCUCGUCCUAACGUAUUACUACAGCGCUUGGAAGGUAGAAUAGACGGAAAAAGUGGAUCUGAAGACGUUUACAUCCAUCAGCAAACCAUCAACCAUAAUUCUGUGUUUAAACUACUUGCUACAAACAAAGCUCAUAAUAAACAAUACAAAAUAUAUGGUGGUACUGUUGAAGUUGGACAUCUAGGCAAAAUGGCAGUUGUAUUCUCUAUCACUGACACCCCGGAUACCUUACGUGCCACAACGGAUGUUACAACUCUUGACUCUAUAACUGUUGUCAUGCAUUCAACUCCAACUAAAGAACCCAGCCCUGAUGUGAUGUCUAAUUUGGUUAAAAAAUUGACACCAUAUACUGAAGAAAUACUUGGAAUAUCAACAGAACAGCUACUUGUGGAACAUAAAGAAGCAUGGGCCGAUAUAUUACAUACAGGUCUCACUAUAUCCACAGCUACAGAUCUUGACCCACUGAUACCAGAGCCAAGAAUUAUCAACGCUACUCUCUAUUAUGUAUUGUCAACUAUGGAUUCAAAGUUGCACGAUAAAGAUAUUCCACAAGAUGAGAGAAGGGAUUUAAUGAAAAGAUUGCAGACACCAGAUUAUUGUUACAACGGCAACCCAACUGUUCAUGCUGACAGGUUAUGGCGAAACUUAAAAAAUGUUGAAGACGUUGAGAAUUUGGCCAAACAUUGGACGUUAACAUUGGGGAAACAUGGAUGCAAACAUCUUAUUAGUGAGGGUGCAGAAGGCGUCCUACAAGCAAUGGUUAUAAGCUUUGGUGGGCUUCAGUUCACUGACUUUGACUUACAGCUUCGCAUAGACCCUGAUAUCAUGCAUAAUGAAAUCACUUUCAAAAGUCUCCUCUAUAAAAAUAAUUCGAUAAACGUCGCGAUUCGAGCGGCAGAAGAUUUGUCAACCCCAGUUAUUGAAGUCUCAAUGAGAGACCAUUCGAAACUCCCAUUAUACGCAUGCGAGGGUGGAUGUUUAAAUCUAAUUCAACAACUCCAUCAACAAAGCAGAAGAUUCCCCAUCUUUGUAACUGAACCAAGCACACCAAUAUUAUACAUCUCUCAUGACAAGAAGCACCUUGCAGACAUGAAGCAUACGCUGCAUUUGAAAUCAAUUGUUAAUUAUAAUGAACACAUGUCAAUAAAGAGAAAGGGAACUGGUCUACCUCUGGUGUUCUGGCUUGGUAUUGGAUCACUGAUCAUAUUUUUCCACAUGUUUCUAAUAAGAUUAAUAUGCAAGGAGUAUUACAACCCCACAGUACUACCAACCACCAAUAAGACUUAUUAUUCAAACCGAGGCAGGCUUGCAUCAUAGUUGCAACUCCAUUUAACCACUGUGUGUCCAGAUUUUACCAUAGUUAAAAUAGAACACUGUACAACGGGCCGAUACCACUGAAAAUGAAAAGACUUUUAUAAAGUGUAGCGUAAGCCAGGGUGGGCAAAUUUUGAAACAAAUCAGAUUUUGUUCAUACCUUAAUGUGCAGGCCAUACAAGCCCAAUGCUAUAUAAAUCUGUAACAAAAGUAUGAAUUUGGGUACUGAAACAGCUCUUUCGUCAACUUAGUACGGUACCAAUGUGCAAUGUCCAAUAUCAUACAGUUUGAUAAAAACGACUAUGAAAACCAUAGAACGUCAAAACGAAGAGCUGUUAUAGAACUACAAUAUACCAGACAGAAACAGUUUCUACAAUGGGUUGAUUGCAAUAAUUUCCAACAAAACAUUGUGGGUUCAAAUAUUAUGCCAUAGUUUGCCCAUCCCUUGGUAUAGAUUAUGAAGCAAUAUUGUUACUUGCCCAAUUUUACUAUGUGUUCCUUGCAUAGGCACCAAACCUGGGGUGGCAGGGUAAAAAAGGUUUCAGCUCUGCAGGAUAAAAAAAACUUGUAUUUUCUACCCUGCAAUAUUAGGCAAAGUUUUGAACUAUCCCUGCCUCCCCUGCAUUUUUAAAAGUUUGGUGCCUAUGGUUUCUUAUGUACUACACACACAACACUCAAUUUGGGGUUUUUCGAUAAAACACCAGAAUGUGCAGUUUGUUAAAGUGAAUGAAAAUAAUAAUAUGAAGUUUUUGUAAUCUAUCCAAAACAAAAUGUUGCCAAAAAUGAGCGCUAAUGAAAACCUGGGUAAAAUUGAGUUUGUGUUGUAAAAAAUGUAUACAGAUAAGUAAUGUUUUAGUAUGAAGCUUGUUUUAAACAUUGUGGUUAUUUUUGAAGCGCAAAAAAUACUUUUUCGUUUAAAAAAUUUGAAGUUUGGUUAUAUGUUUUGCACGUAUGGGUUGUUUAUGUUUAAAAGUUAUAUUUGUGCAAUCCAAUUCUAUGGUGUAUUUGUGUAUGUAGGACUACAUAGUACUUUGACUCUGCAUAAAAGAACUAAGUAUAUUUAUUAUAAUGUGUGGGUGUAUAAGGCAUACAUUUUAGCUCCUUUUGUGCCCUGUCACAUUAAAAUAGUAUAUAUAGAUUUUCAUUGCAUAACAAACCAAAAAAAAUUAAAACAACAGUUUUAUAGACAUUUUAUACUGUUUUUUUUUGCAGAGACCAGUUCUAUAUAAAAUUAUUGUUAAUGGUUCAUUAAUAUGAAGCUUUCGGUGUACCGGUGUCAUUUAAUUCCAUUUUCCAGUAGUAAUUUAGAAGCGUUUUAAUAUUUUUUUUGGUGUCAUUUCAUGCAGUUUUGGGAUCAUUUUUACGCUUUGUAUUUUGUGCCUUUGAACACGAGUUGGUACUAUCACAACACAGAACUUUCACUAUAAAUAUAUUUAUUUGCAAAACCUAAAA